AUGGAGCCGAAUCGUGUUGAUACCGAUAGGAUGGAGGACGAUGGAGAAGAGACUGCUGCCAAUCAGCGAUACACCCAAGCCACCGUCUCUGGUCAUACGAGCCUCCAAAAUCCCGAACGCACCAUUAGUCUCACAUUUCGUCCCGCACAUCAAGAGGAUCAUGCGUAUCAGGUGAACGACUGGUUAGAUUCACUCGGCAGCGCCAGCAAUGGUCCAUACUCCAUGGCUCCGGCUUUCCCUGUUCCACACAGCCGCGCUCCACCGUCCAUGUUCCGAUCCACAGCGCCCGCAGUUGGAUCCGACCGCAUCAUCAAGGAGGAGCAUGAGCGUAUUCUAGAGCAGAACGCGAAGUUGAAGCAGGAGCUAGAGUUGGCGAGGGAGGCACGGGAUAAGGCGAGUAAAGCAUGUCGCGAUCUUGCCACCUGGACUUUGUGGGAGCGGGACAGGUUGAUGCGCGAGUUGGGAGAGGCCAUAGAGAUUCAUCGCGCUUUCAUUGAGGACGAGGUCGACAAGCUUAUCGCCGAAGAGACAGGCUGUCUGCCUAUAGAUCAUUAA
Messenger RNA from Alternaria rosae, 555 nucleotides. RefSeq lists its product as uncharacterized. The record is from RefSeq and is a predicted model, not a curated record. The transcript is spliced from 2 exons. The coding region runs from base 1 to 555 and encodes 184 amino acids. NCBI's taxonomy places the organism in Eukaryota, Fungi, Ascomycota, Dothideomycetes, Pleosporales, Pleosporaceae.